Messenger RNA from Mauremys reevesii (Reeves's turtle), 834 nucleotides. RefSeq names its product zinc finger protein 300-like. Gene Ontology annotation, molecular function: DNA-binding transcription activator activity, RNA polymerase II-specific; RNA polymerase II cis-regulatory region sequence-specific DNA binding. Gene Ontology annotation, cellular component: nucleus. The transcript has a single exon. NCBI's taxonomy places the organism in Eukaryota, Metazoa, Chordata, Testudines, Geoemydidae. Gene Ontology annotation, biological process: regulation of transcription by RNA polymerase II. The record is from RefSeq and is a predicted model, not a curated record. The annotation marks the transcript as partial.
GGGAAAAGCUUCAGUUGGUGCUCAAGCCUUAUCACACAUCAUAGAAUCCACACCGGGGAGACGCCCUACACGUGCUCUGAGUGCGGGAAAAGCUUCAAUCGGCGCUCACACCUUAUCACACAUCAGAGAAUCCACACAGGAGAGAAGGCCUACACAUGCGCUGAGUGCGGGAAAAGCUUCAAUCGGCGCUCACACCUUAUCACACAUCAGAGAAUCCACACAGGAGAGAAGGCCUACAAAUGCGCUGAGUGCGGGAAAAGCUUCAGUCAGCGCUCAAGCCUUAUCACACAUCAGAGAAUCCACACAGGAGAGAUGCCCUACAGAUGCGCUGAAUGCGGGAAAAGCUUCAGUGUGCGCUCACACCUUAUCACACAUCAGAGAAUCCACACAGGGGAGAAGCCCUACACGUGCGCUGAGUGCAGGAAAAGCUUCAGUCGGCGCUCAAACCUUAUCACACAUCAGAGAAUCCACACUGGGGAGAAGCCCUACACGUGCUCUGAGUGCAGGAAAAGCUUCAGUCAGCGCUCAAGCCUUAUCACACAUCAGAGAAUCCACAAAGGAGAGACGCCCUACACGUGCUCUGAGUGCGGGAAAAGCUUCACUCGGCGCUCAAGCCUUUUCACACAUCAGAGAAUCCACACAGGGGAGAGGCCCUACACAUGCGCUGAGUGCGGGAAAAGCUUCAGUCUGCGCUCAAACCUUAUCACACAUCAGAGAAUCCACACAGGGGAGAGGCCCUACACAUGCGCUGAGUGCGGGAAAAGCUUCAGUCUGCGCUCAAUCCUUAUCACACAUCAGAGAAUACACACAGGAGGGCGCCCCAUCGUGCGCUGA